CGAUAUUCCUUAUGCCGUAACACCCACCUAAGCCAUGGGGGAUUGGCCUGACAAGCCUCUAGAAUCUAGAAAACAGACGCGACUCUGCAAGACAUUUAGUGGGUCAGCCAACCAUGUGGCGACAGUUACGAGGCGAGCAAGACGACUACGCGAGAUUCGUCCAGCAAGCGACAUGACAGCCUACACAUUUACAUCUUAGCCAGUACAUCCCUACCUCACGGUUCUUCGGGGAGAUGAGGGCUUAGCACACCGCUCGCAGCAGCAAUUCCGCGUGAUCGUGAAGCCUUUGCCCGCAGGAACCGCCUAAAGCAUACUAGAUCUCACUUGCCCUUCGCACAGUCGAACGCGUUACAAUAAUCACCGUUAGCUCGCUUAGGGAUGCGGGGAUUCUCGGGGCUCCUGGAAGGGGUCAGUCUGGCCUUGGGACGGCCUCUGGCGACUGCAGCGAAGCGUUUCGGCGAUUUCAGAGGUCGCCACAUCGCCGCCCCCGCCAGGCGAUGGCGACGACCACUGCUGCACGUCCAAGCAGGAGCAGGUGGAUCUUGUGUCCUCUGUGAGUCACUCUCCCUGUCUUCACUGUCCUGUGAGACAGGCAUUUCUGUUUCCGUGCCCCUCGCGGCUUGACGUUCCGAAUUAACCUCUGCCACACGUCCACGCAGGAGCAGCUCGAUCUGCUCUCCACUGUGAGCCCGCCCUCGUGCCUUGAGUGCGCUGUGACUGACUGCAUUGUCUCCACACCUCUAGCCCGUAUGGCCGCUGCCACACGUCCAAGCAGGAACAGCUCCAUCUACUCUCCACCGCGAGCCUACCUUUCUACCUUGAGUGCGCUGUGAGACCAGCGGUUUACAAGGGGUUUAAUUUGCAGCCGCCUGCUGGAGGGAAGCGUGAUGACAGCCAGGUUGCUUUCCGUUUCAAGAUGCCACACGUCCAAGCAAAGCCACGCCUCUUGCUUUCUCUCUCUUCUGGCACUGAGUGUAGGCGAUGGGAAGCCUAAGAGAGGAGGUCCUAGCACGUGACCGCCAUCGUGAGGCGGGCUGAGCAUUCCUCCUGUAUUGUUCCUCCUGUAUUGUUCCUUGUGUGCUGUUCCCUCUCGCUUCUCCUCCAGGUGCUGAGUGCAGGCGACGAGGCUCUGAGGGAGGAGGUCGUAGCAGAGGACUAUGACGAUCUGAGCCAUAUGUGGACCAUCGUGAGGCAGACGGCAGUAUCAAUGAGCGCCAUGUCGGGCGCCCAAGGAGGAUGUUCUUGGAGUACAGCACUGGCAGGGGUGGUGGAGGGGGGGUCUGGUGGGGGGAGGGAAGGGGGAGCAGGGGAGAGGGAUAAAGCCCAAGGAUCCAGCAAAGAGGCAUUCUCUUUUGAUGGGAACACACUGCGCACCGCUGCUUUGAUAGGCGCACACUGCGUUGCAGCACUGCCAUCAACAGUGCGACCGGUAUUGGUUUGAGGUUCACUUCCGCGGGGUGCUGCUGGGUUAAGGAAAGGCAACAUAUUGAAACAUGCUGCCAGCUUUGGCUCAAAGCAGAGCACCAGCAUCACGCAGCAACAACAAGCUGGUGCUCAGUUGAGAAAGUAUUGAAGCUCUUGAGAAAGGGGAGCUUCAUUCAAGUCCUGUGCUGGGUCACAAACACAGUGACAGCGAUGAGGAGUGAUGCUUCAGUGUGUGCCUAGUCCUUUGCUGGUACAAUGAAAGUUGAGAUGCAAAACACAUGUUCUCGGCUCCAAUGCAUGCAGCAGACCAACCUAUGAUGGGCGGCUAAAGAAUGCAGCGCCACGUACUGUAUGUGUGUUGUGUCAUAUGGGGUACUCAGGUAUUCAGCAGCUUCUGGCAUUUGAUGUCAACACAUUUAUAUAUUGUAAUAGGCUAGAUAGGUGCAUGCUUAUAGAGAGUACAGCACCAUAGCACAAAACCUGCCUGUAUGCUUCAUUCUAGUC
Messenger RNA from Closterium sp. NIES-67, 1929 nucleotides. Lineage: Eukaryota; Viridiplantae; Streptophyta; Zygnematophyceae; Desmidiales; Closteriaceae. The record is from the annotation of a GenBank genome assembly.